Prosopis cineraria is the source of this 3422-nucleotide messenger RNA. Its product is annotated as TPR repeat-containing thioredoxin TTL1-like. The transcript has 6 exons. Gene Ontology annotation, molecular function: protein binding. The record is from RefSeq and is a predicted model, not a curated record. Bases 557 to 2746 code for a protein of 729 amino acids. Gene Ontology annotation, cellular component: cytoplasm. Lineage: Eukaryota; Viridiplantae; Streptophyta; Magnoliopsida; Fabales; Fabaceae.
GUAAUGAUCGGUGGGAAAAGUAUAAACAGAGAGAAGUAGAUAGAAAAACUGCAGAGAGAGAGAGAGAGAGAGAGAGAGGUGAAAGUGUGAAACCUGUCUCGUGAAAGAGCAGGUGAGAAGGCGAGAAUAAAAGAAAAUAGAGAAAGUGGUUCUUUUUCUCUUCUUUCGCCUUUGUCUCUUUCUCGUUUCUCUGUAAUUUCAUCUGUAAUCUGUAGGCGUAAAGCCUCAUUCUCACUCCUGAAAAAAAAAAAAAAAAGGGUAGCAGUAGAAUUUUAACACUCACAUUCAUUCCUUGCUUCCUCCUCUAUAUCACGAGAUCCCCAUCCUUCUCGUUCUUUCUUUCUUCUCUCCUCUUUCUUCUUGAUGUCUUCCUCAUUGCUCCUGGUUCUAUGUUCCUCUGUCUGUGCAUGUACUAGAAGGCAUCGCUGCGGUUUAAUUUGAAGGCAUUGCCGAAACAUAAGGAGACUAGGGGAAUAGAAAUAAGAUAGAGAGCUGGGGGAAGGAGACAUUGUUUGGAAAGAAGAGUUGAGCCUUGUGUUGUUUGGUUUGUGUGAAAAUGUCGCAUCCUGGGAAGCCCGAUUCGGAGCUAGGGUUAGGUGCUCUCAGCGAUCGAUUUCGCGAUUCCCUGAGCUGCGAGGCGAACAAGCCGGAUUUUCGCGAACUCGAUCUAGGGUCGCCAGUUUCGCCAUUGCGGACUCGUCAAAGUGGACGUGGUGCGAGUGGACUCACCACUACUACCAGCAGUAGUUCCAGUUCAUCUGGAUCGGUUUCUGGGCGCAAUGGGUAUAACCCGGUCUCGAAAGGAUCCGACUCUGGUGCGAACAACCACUCCGGUGAGCUUUCUGGUUCCAGCGAGAGCAGUCCCACUGCCGCCGAGAGCCUUCGAUCCGGGGGGAAUGCCAGGAACUUCAAACCGGGUCACGCAAGAUCCGAUGCCGGAACCACCCCGCCUUUUAUAUAUUCGGGUCAGAGCUCAUCCGUCACAUCACCAGCAUUGAAUGUUCUUCCUACCGGCAAUAUCUGUCCGUCUGGCAAGAUUCUGAAGACGGGUAUGGCGUCCAAUCGGACCUCCAGGACGGACGUUUUGGGCUCCGGUACGGCCAAUUAUGGUCACGGAAGCAUAAUGCGGGGCUGUGGAUCAUCCAAACAUACUGCCGGAGAGGCGGCAAGUUCGGCCAAUGUAAGGGCAACCGGUGCUGGCGGUUUCAAGGAACCGUUCAAGAAAGCGGCGGCGAGUUUGGAUCCAGAAGAGGUGAAGAGAGCGGGGAACGAGCACUACAAGAGGGGUAACUUUACAGAGGCACUGAAUCUUUAUGAUCGGGCAAUUGGACUGUCCCCUGGUAAUGCCGCCUACCGGAGCAACCGUGCGGCUGCAUUGACGGCAUUGGGUCGGUUGACUGAGGCGGUGAGGGAAUGCGAGGAGGCUGUGAGAUUGGAUUCUAAUUAUGGAAGAGCACACCAGCGUCUUGCUUCUCUUUUUCUCCGGUUAGGACAAGUUGAGAAUGCGAGGAACCACCUAUUUGGUCGUGGGCUGCAGCUGGAUCCUUCUGAGCUGCAGAAGCUACAAUCGGUGGAGAAGAAUAUCAACAAAUGUACUGAUUUUCGAAGGAGAGGUGAUUGGAAAAGUGUCCUCAGGGAAGUUGAUGCUGCUGUUGCUGCUGGAGCAGACUCUUCCCCUCAGCUCUUUAUGUGUAGAGCAGAAGCCCUUUUAAAGCUUCACCAAAUUGAUGAUGCUGAAUCAAUUCUGUCAGCUAUUCCAAAAACAGAAUCACAUUCUAAAUCCUCGUCUCAGGCAAGGUUUUUUGGAAUGCUUUCUGAAGCUUAUUCUUUCUUUGUUAGAGCUCAGAUUGAGAUGGCUUUGGGAAGGUUUGAGAAUGCAGUUGCAGCUGCUGAGAAAGCUGGUCUCAUUGAUGCCCGAAACAUCGAAGUUGCUGUUUUGCUCAGCAAUGUAAGGAUGGUGGCUAGAGCUCGAGCUCGUGGCAAUGAUCUUUUUAAAUCUGAAAGGUUCACUGAAGCUUGCUCUGCAUAUGAGGAAGGUUUGAGGCUGGAGCCUUCAAAUGCUGUUCUCCAUUGCAAUAGAGCUGCUUGUUGGUUUAAGCUUGGGCAAUGGGAAAGAUCAAUUGAGGACUGCAAUCAAGCUUUACACAUCCAACCAAAUUAUACAAAAGCACUUCUUCGAAGGGCUGCCUCAAAUAGCAAGCUAGAGAGGUGGGAAGAAGCAGUCCAAGACUAUGAGGUCUUACGAAGAGAACUUCCAGAUGACAAUGAAGUUGCUGAAGCUCAUUUCCAUGCACAAGUUGCAUUGAAGAAAUCUCGUGGGGAAGAAGUUUAUAAUUUGAAAUUUGGUGGCGAAGUGGAAGGAGUAUCUGGUCUCGAGCAGUUCAGAGCUGCAAUAUCUUUACCAGGUGCUUCACUCGUGAGACUUUCAUAUGGUCAGUUAAUUUAUCUUGUAAAUACAGGGAUUGAUUGUAACCCCAACUCUGCAGGUGUAUCUGUUGUCCAUUUUGAAAUUGAAUCUGACUCACAAUGCAAACAGUUAUCACCAUUUGUGAAUACACUUUGCAGUCGAUUUCCUUCUGUUAACUUUCUCAAGGUGGAUGUUCAAAAAACCCCAGCAAUUGCAACCGCUGAGAAUGUUAGGUUGGUACCCACUUUCAAGAUCUACAAAAAUGGCAGCCGUGUGAAGGAACUUGUUUGCCCCAGCCGUGAUAUGUUGGAACACUCUGUGAGGCAUUACAGCACAUAGAGCUAAUGAUUUGUACUGCUUCUAUGCCUGCCUAAAACAUUUUGUUCGUGGUGCCAAAUUCCCUCGUCAAACUUCAUCUCUGGAGUUUUUCCAGUCUUUUGUUCCCACCCAAAAAAUGGUCACCUAGAAUCUGUGAUAUAGUUGGAGCCACAUAAUAAUAAUCUUGUUUAGCAGCCAAUGCUGCCACCAGAACCCAGGGAGAGUUUAGGUUCCUAUCGCAGUUUUAAUUCAUUCAUUCAUUCCUCAAUACUCUCUAUGGCUCCAUGUUCCUCCCUUCUCCCUUUUGUCAAUUUUCCUUUUUCUCCUCUCUUCCUCAGUUCUUAUAGGUCAGCUGUUCUUGUAUCCCCAGUUUCAUUCUGAUCCAGAAAGGAAGAAGAUUUUUAUUUAUAUGUACACUUGAUUUAAUUGGCAGUUUAAUCCUUUAAGAUAGAUAAACAGACAGAGAUAGACAGAAGGGGGAGAUGGACGGUCUCUUCCGUUGGUAGUGGAGGAUCUCUACAUGUAUAUAUGUGAAGAUAUAUGCCAAACACUGGAAGCCCUUGAGGGAGAUUGGAUGGGUGGUGGGUACCUACUGGGCUAGAGAUAGGAGGAUGUUUUAUAUGUUGUUAUCAUUGUUAUUUCCUUUUUUUUCUAUUAGCCAUUUAAUCAAUAAAAUUCGCAAUUUUUUCCCCUUGCU